GGGGAAGAUUGAUUUAUCUGGAAAACUACAGAAAAGUUCAAAUAUUUCACCUUCUUGCACUUUCCCUGAGAACAACUCACUAGGGAAUCAAGAAAGUUGCGUUUGUGGGAUUUCUCAGAUAUGGGUAGCUCUCAGGAGGACGACCGGAGAAUAGAAGGAUGGCUACAUCUCAUUCGUUCCAAUAGGUUUGGAUUGCACUACUCGCGGAAGCGGUAUUUCAUUCUCCAGGAUCAAUGUCUUAUGAGCUUGAAAUCUAUGCCAAUAUCAAAGAAUGAGGAUCCUGUGAAAAGGGCAACGAUAGAUUCCUGCAUCCGCAUUAUGGACAACGGGAGAGAGAGGAUUAAUAGGAAGGUGUUUUUCGCUUUUAGCCUUUAUAAUACUUCCAAUCACAAUGAUCGGCUUAAGCUAGGAGCAACUAGCCCUGAGGAAGCAGCGAGAUGGAUUCGGUCACUCCAGGAAGCUGCACUGCAGGAACGUACAAAUGCAGGAGAGAAUGCUCUAGCUUGUAUUAAGAGAAAGUGCAAGACCCCUAGAUCAAAUGGUUCCAAAAGAACAGAUUGUAGAAAUUCCAUAGAUUGGACUCUUCGUUCGUCCCUGUAUUCAGAAUCAAUGAUGCAUGAUGUUAUAGCACCCUCUCCAUGGACAAUAUUUUGCUGUCAAAAUGGAUUACGGUUGUUUAAGGAGGCAAAAGAUAAGGAUUUUCAUCGGCCGUCUUGGGAUGAUCAUCCAGCAACAAUGGCAGUGGGCGUGAUUGACGGAACUUCAGAGGCUAUUUUCCGGACAGUUUUGUCUCUUGGGCCGUCCAGAUCAGAAUGGGACUUUUGCAUUUACCGAGGUAGUGUGAUAGAACAUCUUGAUGGCCAUUCAGAUAUUGUCCACAUGCUGUUGAAGAGUGACUGGAUGCCUUGGGGGAUGAAAAGGAGAGAUUUACUGCUGCAGCGGUAUUGGAGAAGGGAAGAUGAUGGAACAUAUAUUAUUCUUUACCAUUCAGUGUAUCAUAAAAGGUGUCUACCCCAGAAAGGAUAUGUCAGGGCCUGCCUUAAAAGCGGAGGAUAUGUAAUAUCUCCAGUUAACCAUGGAAAACAAUCAGUUGUAAAGCACAUGCUUGCUAUCGACUGGAAGUUCUGGAAGUCCUAUGUAUGUGCGUCAUCUGCGAGAUCUAUAACUAUCCGGAUGCUUGGGAGACUGGCUGCACUUAGAGAGUUCUUUGGAGCCAAAAUAGGAAAUUACCCAUCCUUUGAUUUAUCAUCAGGGGAUAUCACAAUAGAUAUUGGGUUGCCUCAAAAUGAAAGAGAGGAUAUUGAGGUUCCGUUUCAAAACCCAGCAGAAAAUAGAAUCAGUAAUGAAGCUGAUGCAAUGGAAGAAGAGUUGGAGAAUCCAGUCAAACCACCUUCCAAAUCUGCAAGCCUCAUGGAAUUGAAUGAGACAUCCGAUGAGUUCUUUGAUGUUCCUGAGCCAUCAGAUAAUGAUGAAUCAGAGAGUUUGUGGCCUUCUGACUCAAGCCCAGAAAUGAAUCAUCAGGAAUCAUCCCAUCCAAAGCCAUCGACAGCUACUGGUUUUGUGAGAAAAUUGCAGGAUCUAGCAAUUCAGAAGAGAGGUUAUGUAGACUUACAAGACUCAGUAAGGGGAGAAGGUACACGACGCUCCUAUGGAGCAACUCUCCCAAAAGACCCAAGUUGUACCAUGCCUUGCAGUUGGACAACAACUGAUCCUUCUUAUUUUCUAAUCCGUGGAAAAAGUUAUCUACAAGACCGCCAAAAGAUCAAGGCAAAAGGCACCUUGAUGCAAAUGGUUGCAGCAGAUUGGCUUAGAUCUGAAAAGCGAGAAGAUGAUCUUGGUGGCCGUCCUGGAGGCAUUGUUCAGAAAUAUGCCAUGAAGGGUGGACCAGAAUUCUUCUUCAUCGUAAACAUACAGGUACCUGGUUCAACUACAUAUAGCCUUGCAUUGUAUUACAUGAUGUGCACUCCUAUAGAAGAAAGUCCCUUGCUCGAGAGCUUUAUCAAAGGAGACGAUUCAUAUAGGAACUCAAGGUUUAAGCUCAUACCAUACAUUUCCAAGGGCUCCUGGAUAGUAAAGCAAAGUGUUGGAAAGAAAGCCAUCCUGGUGGGUCAAGCUCUUGAAAUAAACUAUUCUCAGGGGAAGAACUAUUUGGAGCUUGGGAUCGACAUUGGCUCAUCCACAGUUGCAAGAGGUGUGGUUAGUCUUGUUCUUGGAUACCUAAACAAUCUGGUAAUAGAAAUGGCAUUUCUGAUACAGGCUAAUACAGAAGAUGAGUUACCAGAAUUUCUACUUGGAGUGUGUCGUCUAAAUCAUCUAGAUGCAUCUAAAGCAGUUCUUGUGAAACCAUGAUCUUUACCCAGACAAUUUCAGAUUACAACCUUUUUAUCUCCACCACUCCUCCCCCUUCCUCCUCCCCAUUGCAGGGACCAAGAAAAAAGGAAAAACGACAAGAAGAACGGAAAAAAAAAAAGAGUGUUGAUUGUGCAGAGCAGUUCUGGAGGAUGCUUUGAAACUAACUCACUUAAGUAAUUCUUUGAUUCAAUUAAAUUUAUAUUGUUAUAAAUGUAUGGUGGUGUUGUGUUCUUGCUGAGGGGGCUGCAAUGUUUUUGUAUAGAUAGCUUGUCCAUAGUUGGUGUUCAUUCCUCAAUUUAUUAGGUGUCCAAUGAAUAUGUAUGCACAUAUUGAAGAUUAUUUUUUUCCCUCCCUGGUGCAAGUGAAGAUCACCAUUAUAAUACCAAGGUGUUAUUGGAAUUUGUUAAA
Messenger RNA from Macadamia integrifolia, 2760 nucleotides. Its product is annotated as protein ENHANCED DISEASE RESISTANCE 2-like. The coding region runs from base 121 to 2349 and encodes 742 amino acids. The transcript has 22 exons. The record is from RefSeq and is a predicted model, not a curated record. Gene Ontology annotation, molecular function: lipid binding. Lineage: Eukaryota; Viridiplantae; Streptophyta; Magnoliopsida; Proteales; Proteaceae.